CCGAGCGAUGCCGGAGAUUCCCGAGAGGAGCCGAACGAGCCCGAGGGGCGGUGCCGGAGAUUCCCGAGUGAGGCGCCCGCAGCGGAUGUUCCGUCCUUGCGCCAAUCGGCGGGUUCCUCCCUUUCCGUUUCCGGCAGCGGCCGCGAGAGCAGGGCGAUGUCGGCCCAUCUGCAGUGGAUGAUCGUUCGCAAUUGCUCCAGCUUCCUCCUCAAGCGGAACAAACAGACCUACAGCACCGAGCCGAACAACCUGAAGGCCCGGAACUCCUUCCGCUACAACGGGCUGAUCCACCGCAAGACGGUCGGCGUGGAGCCCGCGGCCGACGGGAAGGGGGUCGUGGUGGUGCUGAAGAAACGGGCAGGCCAGCGCAAGCCAGCCACGUCCUACGAGAAGAUGACCAUUAACAAGAACGCCCGGGCGACGCUCAACAGCCUGCGUCACAUCAUCCGCAAGAACAACUACCGCAAGGAUCUGCGCAUGGCCGCUCUGCGCCGCGCCAGCGCCAUCCUGCGGAGCCAGAAGCCGGUGGUGGUGAAGAAGAAGAGAACCCGGGCUACCAAGACUGCGUGAAUGGCUAGCACGUCCCAAUAAAGGGUUCAAACUAG
Mauremys reevesii (Reeves's turtle) is the source of this 605-nucleotide messenger RNA. RefSeq names its product ribosomal protein L28 (gene RPL28). Gene Ontology annotation, cellular component: cytosolic large ribosomal subunit; ribosome. The record is from RefSeq and is a predicted model, not a curated record. The coding region runs from base 157 to 570 and encodes 137 amino acids. Gene Ontology annotation, molecular function: structural constituent of ribosome. NCBI's taxonomy places the organism in Eukaryota, Metazoa, Chordata, Testudines, Geoemydidae. The transcript has 5 exons. Gene Ontology annotation, biological process: translation.